UGUCUGAUGGACAGGAUGAAGGAGAGGAGAUGGAGGAAGGUAUGGAAGGGGAGGAACAAGUUGCUGAGUAUAAGAAAUCAAACUUAAGCCCAAAUUUUGAAAAAGAAGGCAAGAAAUAUGAUUUGUCUAGGAGGCAAAGAAGAUCUAGAGCUAAAGAUGAUGAUUAUGAGCAUGAUAGGGAGGAAGAGAAAAGAAAGAAAGGCAAGAUCAGGUGCUAGUUUAAGUUACUUGCACAAGAAAAGCCCUUAUAAGGAAAAGAUUAGUAACAAUGACUCCUCCUAUAGACAGAGGUUAAGAUCUAGUGGAAGUAAUUCUGGUGAGAGUCUGGAGGUGCAAGCAACAACAAGUGAGAGUGUGCUAGAUGACGCAGAAGACCUGCCACAGGACUCAAGUCAAAGUAGCAAGGACCUAAAAGCUUACAGACACUUGUCUCCUUACAGGAAAAGUGUAGGUAAUCAAAGACACGACUCCCCGAACAAGAGAAGUAUGGAUAAUCAAAGGCACCUGUACCUGUCUUCGAACAGGAGAAGUAUCAAUAGUCAAAUGCUGUCUUCCCCAAACAAGAGAGGAUCAGGUAAUCAAACGCUGCCAUCCCCAAACAAGAAAAGUAUGGAUAAGCAAAGACAAAUGUCCCCAAACAGGAGAAGUAGGGAUAAAAAAACAAUGUCCUCACCAAAAAAGAAAAAUAUGGAUAAGCAAAGGCACUUGUCACCAAACAGAAGUACUGGUAAACAAAUGCUGGCAUCCCCAAACAGGGGUAGUAUGGAACAGAGAAGGGGAAGUUAUGAGAGUGAUAGAAAUUAUGAACUUGAUCUUAACAACAGGGAGAGUCUGAAUAAUACAGAGAACGCAAGGAGAUCUGUAUCAAGAUCUAGUGACAAAGCACUACAGGAUCAGAAUGAAAAGAAAGCACAUUCAGAAAGAGAGAAACAAUUAACAAGGAAAUCCUCUAUAGAGCAAAAUGUCUUGGAUAAAGAUGUAUCUGAAGGACAGACUUCUGAAUCUGAAGAGGAAGAAUCUACAGGUGAAAGAAAGGAGUCUCUUUCUGAGAGCAGGCCUAGGGCUGAUGUUCCACCAGGAGGCACUAGUGAUGAGGAGGAAGCCAUGGAGGAGGCCGCUGAUGGUGAUGUGGAACAGGAUGUCACAAUGAAUGAUAUGUUACAGGACAAUAUCUCUCAUGACAAGAGCAUAGCCUCAGUAAUGAUCAGGUCAUCCAUACAGGAUACACCAGUAACUAAUUGGUCUCCCAAAAACCUUAAUAAAAGACGUCUUAUUAACAAAAUCAAUGAUGACAAAGGGAAGGAUGAUGAUGAUGAUGAUGAUAAUGCCAGGGAGAAGAAUGAUGAUGAGAAGGAGGAUGAAGACGAUGCCAGUGUUCAGGCUACUUCAUCAGAACCAUCACUACCAAAACAGAAAAAAAUCUCCUUUUCUUCUGAAACUAAAAAUCCAGAAAAAGAAAAAAGAGCUCGAUAUGUACACAAGGUUGAACUAUGGCAAGGUGAGAUGGAAAAGCGUCCCAAGAGAUCUGCCCUGGAUCUUGACAUUGUCUUCAACCACCUAGAUAAAGAAAUGCAACAGCAUGUUUCAAGAGGUAAAGAUAACCUAAACACGAUUCAGAGAAAGGAAUGCCACCUGCUGAGUCGUGUUCGCAAAUCAAUCAUCAAUACUAUAGAGGCUGUUGAAGAUGUAAGACAAAAAAGAUCAGAUAUUUUACGGACAAAAAGAAAUAUUAAGGAUUACAGGACUGAGCUGACGGAGCUGCAACAGAGAAAUAUCAGACUUUCUGAGAAGCUCGAAAACAAGGAGAAUGAAAAGAAAUAUCGAAAGAAAUUACUGAGUGACUGGAUCUCAGACUUUGAAAAUUUGAUGCUAGCAUCUCGUAAGAUCAAAUCUAAAACAACAACAAAGGAUAUGGUUGUAUUUGGCUACCAACCCAACAUUAAGUGUACAGCCUUCAUGCAUCUGCAGUGGAUUAUUUCAUUGUGGCAGAUCCCAGGCCACCUUGCUACAUAGCUGGUUAUAUGAAAAUUGGCAUCACAUGUUGUCUGAAUAAAGAAUUGCAUGACAGUGGA
Pecten maximus is the source of this 2072-nucleotide messenger RNA. Its product is annotated as serine/arginine repetitive matrix protein 5-like. Bases 118 to 2013 code for a protein of 631 amino acids. Lineage: Eukaryota; Metazoa; Mollusca; Bivalvia; Pectinida; Pectinidae. The record is from RefSeq and is a predicted model, not a curated record. The transcript is spliced from 9 exons.